AUGUUCAGUUCAAUCGAGUGUUUGGCCGACUGUAAGAAGAGUACGGUAGAGCGGGAAGAGCAAAUAGCAGAACCUGAGGCUACGUGAGUUUGAAGGCUUAAAUAAGUAUUAUGAGUAGAGUAAGGGUACAAAGUAAUAGAUAUAAAAAUGUUUAAUUUGAACCGCCUUUAAACAGUUUUAAAAAUAGGAAAACGUGAUACAGUAACAUGGAAUUGAGUACAGUAGGGUAAUGUAGGGUAGGUCUCGAGUACGUUUAUGGUAGGAAAAGCGUAGGGCUAACCCAAGGCUAAGAUUAUGGUAUAGGUAGGGCCGAGUAACGAUAAGGUAAUGUAGGGUUAGGAUAAACAAGAUAGAAUAGUGUAAGGUAACAUAGAGUUAGAGUACGGUAUGGUAGAGUAAUCGUAGAAAUAAGAUAGGGCUAGUGGUAGAAAUUUUAUUUUUAGGGUAGAGAAGGCAGGGUAAAUAAGGAAAGUUAGAGUAAGGUAGAACCAAUGUAAGGUAAUGUAGAGUAGGGCCAGGAUAGGAUGAGGCCAAAGUAGGGUAUAGUAAGGUAGAGUGAGGUAAAGUAAGGCAGCGUAAGAGACGAUAGGGUUGAGUACGGUAGGGUAGAAUGGGAUAGGGUAAGGUAAGGUAGGGUAGGGUAGGGCAAAGGAGGAUAAGAUAGAAAAGGGUAGAUUAGGAUAACAUAAUGUGGAAAAAGGUGGGGUAGGGUAGAGUAGGAUGGUAGGGUAGCGUUAGGUACAGUAGUAUACGGUAGGAUAGUACCAUUAAGACCAAAAAACCUCUCAUCCGUACUGCCUAUUUAUACUACCAUUUUCAGCCCAACCAACUUCUGCCUCGACUACCAAACCCCAUCUCCCUCAAAUAACCAAGCCCUGAUCCCUCAGACUUCAGCCGAUCUACAACAAUUUGCACAAAGCUUCACUGAUCCCACUACACAACUUCUGAAUGCAUCAUUGUUGUCCAAUAGCAGCUUACUACAAAGUGGAAUGUUAUACAAUCCGCUUCUUACUUGUAAGUUUUCUGGUAUUUAAGCAUUGCUGGUUUUUGUAAAGAAAGUUCUUGCCAUUUUAUGUUUUGUAAAGAAAGUUUUGCCAUUUUUUGUUCUGUAAAGAAAGUUCUUGCCAUUUUUUACUACCCAACCCUCCAUUUUAAUAAAAAAUCUUUUCUGAGUACUAAAUCAUCACACAAAAGCUAUGGAUAAUAUAUGAAUUUUUCAUUUUUUGCCCUGAUUUCUCUAUCAUCUCUUCAAAACCAGUGUUCCCUAGCCUAACCAGAAACUCCCUGAGGGUUCGUUAACACAAAACGUGCCGAAAUAAUCGAAUUAAAGCGAAUAUAACUUUACAUAAAACGCUUUGUGCUUUCGAAUCCCGAGAGGGGGGGGGGCUUCGAGAUUAUGGUAAAUUGUUUUUUGCGCCACAAUUUUUGAAACAGUCGGCAAUUGGGUUUGAUCUUGUUUAGGGGACCAAUUAGUACUUGAAAAUUAUUUAGUGGUCCAAAAGUUAAUAGAAAAACAUUUUUAUGACUGAACAAGAAAAAAAAUUCUCUAAGGACUAAAAAUGGCAAGAACUUUCUUUACAAUACAAGAAAUGGAAAAAACUUUCUUUAAAAAACAAAAUAGCGAAAACUUUCUUUACAAAGCAUGAAUUGACAAGAAUUUCUUUACAAGACGAGAAAUAGCAAGAACUUUCUUUGCAAAACAAUAAAUGGCAAGAAAUUUCUUUAUAUCCUAAAAAAUUUUUAAAAUUUAAUAUUUAACAAAUUUUCAGUGUGGAGCUGGCAAAACCUGGGCCGAAUCCGCCGGCCACGCACCACUUUCACCAGCGAACAGUUAAUGGAGCUGGAGCGUCAAUACUCCGAAACCAAGUAUCUUAGCCGCCCACUACGUUACAAGCUGGCCAGAGAGUUGAAUUUGACCGAGACCCAGAUUAAAAUUUGGUUUCAAAACCGACGAAUGAAAAACAAACGGACGCAAAACGCCUCGGGCUAUGGAAAGAAAGAGGAUGAAGAGGGGGAGAGUGAGAGGAAAGAAGAGUAG
This is a messenger RNA of Bursaphelenchus okinawaensis, 2038 nucleotides long. NCBI's taxonomy places the organism in Eukaryota, Metazoa, Nematoda, Chromadorea, Rhabditida, Aphelenchoididae. The record is from the annotation of a GenBank genome assembly.